Molecule: messenger RNA, 1785 nt
Organism: Paramecium octaurelia
Lineage: Eukaryota; Ciliophora; Oligohymenophorea; Peniculida; Parameciidae
Source: the annotation of a GenBank genome assembly
AUGGCUUCAGAGGAAGAAUAAUUGGACACCAUUGAGAAGUUUCAGAAAGCAGUAAAGUUGACGGCCAUUUUAAGACAGAAACCAACAUCUGACGAAGAAAUGCAACGCGCACAAAAGGCUUUGAUCAAGCCUGUAUCCAUAAGAAAUGCUGAAGAUUUCGAAGCUAUUGAGAAAGUCAUGAUCAGAGUUAAGUUCUUCACCAAAGUCAAGUUGAAAUACGGAUUAUUGGUCUUUAAGGAAGUCUGCAAGCAUUUGUAUUACAAAAGAGCGCAACCCGGUCACAUCAUGAUCAAAGUGAAUAAUGAAGGAAAAGCUUUCUAUGUGAUUUUGAGAGGCAGCGUUGGAAUCAACAUAUUUUUGCCAAAAGUCUCCUAAAAAAAAGCAGAAUCCAAAUCUACUUUCGGAGUGAAUGAAAUAGAAUUUGAGGACGAACCUUUCGAGUACCAAGAAGUCAAUGUUCUGUCCGUCGGCGAUUCCUUUGGAGAAGUAGCCUUGUUAGAUCCCAAUUCCAAAACGACAGCCACUGUUAUCACCAAGGACAUUUGCGAAUUUGCCUGUUUGGACAAAGAAUAGUACAUCAAUAUUUUAGGAGUUUUGAAUCAGGCAGAAAUGAAUGAGAAAAUGUCCUUUGUCAGAGGAAUCCAUUUCUUGCAUGGGUGGUUCGAUAAUGACUUGAAGACUUUGAGUUUCCACUUUGAAUUGAUGUACUAUGAGAGGAAUGAUGUCAUCUAUAGAGAAAAUUCAGCCAACGAUGGAUAUAUCUACUUCCUAAAGAAGGGAGAGAUCUCCUUAUUGAAAUUAUUUUAGAGAUAAUAGAUCUACGUUUGCAACUUGUGUGUAGGAGAAAUCUUCGGAGAGGAAAUGUACUUAGGAAUCAAUAAUAGAUAGCAUACUGCUAUAUGUAAUGUUUAAGAUACAUAGGUCUAUAGAUUGGCUAAAAGUGAUUUGGAUAAGAGAAUGUGGUAGAUAGAAAACAGGAAUCUCUUCAAAGAGAGUGUUGAAGUCAGAUGGGAAUGGAGAAACCAAAGGUUUGACAAUUUAAAACUCUUUGAAGCAAAGGUUGAAUAAGAGGAAAACCUUCAAAAGUAUUUAAAACCAAAAACUGAAGCCAUUCUUGAAAGACCUUAAAUCUAGUAGUCUCACUCCACUAAGAUCUCCUCCUAUACUUGUGUAAAACCAUUCAAUUUCAUGGAACCAUUGACAGCAGCAGAUGAGUUGUUCGAAAACAAUGGAAUUUAAUCCAAAAUCUUUCAGAACAAAAUUAAAGUCAGACAAUAUAAUUCAUCCAAACAAUCCCUAAGGAAUUACACCUAUAUGAAAUAAUAGAGUCAAAUCGGACUCAUUAAGCAGAAUCAGUAACGAAAAGAAAACCUAAAAAAAACGAAGCGAGUUAAUUCAUAACAGUUUAAAUCAUUUUUGUUACAAAAAUUUCAAUCAGAAGAGCACAAUAUUCAAAAUCAACUUCCUUUCAAUUUUAUAAAUCAAGAGACUCAAAAUGAACCAGCUGAAUAAUAACAAUAGUAAAUCUAAUAAAAAUUGACUUCCUUUGGAUAAUCACAGCAAAAUAGCUUAUACGAAGAUGUAAUUUAGUUUGCAGUUUCUUAGAAAUAAAAAACACUUAUAAAAUUACCUUAAGCCAAUUCAACAAAAUAUUCUAGUAAAGAAAAUAGCUUUAAAAAGCUUUCUCAAGAUCAAAUUCAUCAUCGUAAAUCUCCGUCUAAUUUAUCAUAUGAAUUCUCGGAUGCUAAAGGUAGCUUCUAAUAUAAAAGGCUUUUUAAGUAUUGA